This is a messenger RNA of Solanum dulcamara, 663 nucleotides long. RefSeq lists its product as uncharacterized. The annotation marks the transcript as partial. Lineage: Eukaryota; Viridiplantae; Streptophyta; Magnoliopsida; Solanales; Solanaceae. The transcript is spliced from 3 exons. The record is from RefSeq and is a predicted model, not a curated record.
AUGGUGAGGACUAGAGCCACAAUUACUGAGGGUGAGGAUGCACCUGCUGCUCGAGCCCCACUACGCGGGCGAGGUAGAGGACGUGGUGGAGUCAGGGGACGAGGCCGAGCAAGGGGAGCGGCACCUACUCGUGGACGAGCUAGAGAGCUAUCACCUGAGCCCAUGAGCUAUUUGUUCGAUUAUUGGCUAGACUGGAUGAGUCGUCAGAAGAGUUAUGCUGAUAGGAGGGUUCGUCCCUUAGAGUUCAUGGUGGGUGAUUGCGUGUGGCUUAAAAUAUCGCCCAUGAAGGGUGUGAUGAGGUUCGGAAAGAAGGGCAAGCUUAGCCCAAGGUUUGUUGGCCCGUUUGAAAUCCUGAGGAGAGUAGGUGGAGUGGCGUAUAAGUUGGCCUUACCCCCUAAAUUGUCAGCUGUCCAUCCGGUGUUUCAUGUUUCCAUUCUUCGCAAGUACAUACCGGAUGAGUCUCAUGUGAUUUCUUACGAUGCGGUAGAGUUGAGUCCGGAUUUGACUUAUGAGGAGGAGCCGACAGUUAUUCUAGAUAGGCGGCUUCGUAGACUCAGGACCAAGGAGGUCGCUUCGGUCAAGGUGCAGUGGCAGCAUCGGCCUGCUGAGGAGGCGACUUGGGAGUUAGAGUCUGAUAUGCAGGCUCGAUACCCUCAGCUUUUU